Molecule: messenger RNA, 1461 nt
Organism: Copidosoma floridanum
Lineage: Eukaryota; Metazoa; Arthropoda; Insecta; Hymenoptera; Encyrtidae
Molecular function (GO): DNA binding
Source: RefSeq, a predicted model, not a curated record
AUGAUCUCUGAAAAAGAGGAAGAGGAAAAAGAUAGUGCUGUUCUUAAAAAAGGAAUAAUUAAGAUGAAAGUAAUCAAGAAAGCUGGGACGCCGAAAAUUCCUAGGAAAAAUUAUUCUGUGGAUUCUGUUAAACUGGCUUUGCAAGCAGUGGAGAAAGGAUGCUCGAUGAGAAGAGCAGCGAAAAUUCAUGGAGUCCCACUUACUUCUAUGCACAGGUUUAUUCAAAAUCCUGAAAAAAUCGAUUGCAGAACUGGACCCCCCACAGUUUUAACUUCUUCGGAAGAGCAAGAUAUUGCAAACUGGAUGAAACAAAGUGAAAAAGAAACUGGCACUUCUGUAAGUAGACAUCAAUUGUUGAAUUAUGUGCAAGAUUAUGUUUUAAAAUUAGGCAGAGAGACACCUUUUAAAAACGGAAGACCUAGCCAGCAUUGGUAUGUUGGUUUUUUAAGACGUCAUAAAGAUGUUAGGUUGAAAACUAGUGUGUUACAAACUCAACAAAAUUUUUCAUCUUGGUACACUGUGACAAAAAAAUAUUUAGAUAACAAAGAUUUAUUGGACAUUGAUGCGUCACAAGUAUUCAUGUGCGAUGAAACACAUUUGAAAUUGUGUUCUACGACUGAUGAAUUGUUGAUAGAAAAUGCUCAUGUAGUUUCUGAUGCAAGCGAAAAAAACUUUUUUACUUCGUUGUUCAUGUAUAGCGCUAGUGGCUUGAAAGUGCCUCCUAUGAUCAUGUAUCCUUAUAAAACCAAAGUUCCAAAAAAAAUAGAAGAAAAUAUCCCAGGAGGUUGGGGUUUUGGUGUCAAUUUGAAUGGUUUAGUGGCCAAGGAAUCCUUAUACGAGUACAUUACUAAGGUUUUCCACCCCUGGACUUUAGAGAAUGAUAUUGUAUUUCCAGUUGUUGUGUACUUGAAUGGAUUUUCUUCAUAUAAGACACCACUUUUGGAGCAAUUUUGUGUAGAAAAUCACAUAGAACUGAUCCCAAUAUCACUUGGUUCAAAAUAUAUAAUAAAAUCCGAAUACACUGAAUUUUUUCACACUCUAAAAAACAUAUGGAGCCAAACUGUUAUAAAAUGGAAAGCCGAAAAUAGUCCUAAACAUAUAAAAAGAGAAGAUUUUGCCAUGAUCCUGAAAUAUGCCCUAGGUGACAUGGAUCAAAAAAACUCAAUAAUUCAAAAUUGGUUUGAAAAAACUGGCUUAAUGCCGUUUAAUCCUGAAGCUGUUAACUUUAAUAGUCUCAAAGUAACUAAAAAAGUGUCAGAUAAAAAUGUGAAGUUAAUAAAAGUCGGAAAAAUAUCAGAUGAAGAGCAGUUAUUGAAGAGUUUUGAAAAAAAAUUAUCUACUGAGUUGAUGGAGAGUUUUAAAGAAUGCGAAGCAGAUCAAACAUGGACAGGAGACAUAAAAAUGACCGGAUUAUUUGAAUAUUGGCUUCAUCUAAAGACUGGAAAAACUUUAUGGUUUUAA